AUGCGGCGUUUUAAUGUUGUCAUUACCCCAGUGCUUUUCUGCAGCAAUUCACAGUUUCUUCUACCGUCUCUCGCCUCGUCCCAGACAACCCCCAGUGGCAAUUUAGUAUAUGCAGUACGGCAGAAAGCCUCAUAUCUCCGUGUUGCCAAUCGCAAACGUGUGGAGAUGUUUCUUGGUAAGCGAUUUCAUCUUCCAACGCGAUUACAGACAGCAGCCCCGGAUAUUGCACAAGAGUGGGAUCAUGAUAAAAAUCCCAUGCAUCUUUACCCUGAAAUUGUUGGCAUUGGUUAUGUUGCUCCAGUAUGGUGGAAGUGCUCCACAUGUCAGCAUUCUUUUUCAAUGAGUGUAGAAAAGCGUGUUGUGCGGGGUGGUGGAUGUCCACAGUGUGAGAUGCAAGAAACAACAAAUGAUAUCGCGAUUAAAGAAGGUGAGAAUUUACUAGAGGGGGAAGAAAACAAAGAAUUACGACCUAAACGACCAGUGAUGUUUAACUUAAGAACAAAGUAUUGA
This is a messenger RNA of Trypanosoma theileri, 510 nucleotides long. RefSeq lists its product as uncharacterized. The coding region runs from base 1 to 510 and encodes 169 amino acids. The transcript has a single exon. Lineage: Eukaryota; Euglenozoa; Kinetoplastea; Trypanosomatida; Trypanosomatidae. The record is from RefSeq and is a predicted model, not a curated record.